Mycena indigotica is the source of this 1425-nucleotide messenger RNA. RefSeq lists its product as uncharacterized. The coding region runs from base 1 to 1425 and encodes 474 amino acids. The transcript has 8 exons. NCBI's taxonomy places the organism in Eukaryota, Fungi, Basidiomycota, Agaricomycetes, Agaricales, Mycenaceae. The record is from RefSeq and is a predicted model, not a curated record.
AUGCCGCCAAAAGGAACUGCGAAGAAACUGGAUGAAAAAAAUUGGGUGUCCAGGCCCUCCGACAAUCAUGUCCUCUGCAGGAUAUGCUUCGGUGCUGUCCCUCCGGAGCGGCAAGAGUGGAUUGCCCGACGGAGCGCCGAGAGGCAUCUAGCGUCGGGCGAGCAUGAGAGGGCGGUGAAGGCAGCGGAAGAGGGCAGUGUGCGGCGGCAGGCUCGGGACACAGCUGCUGCCCAGGUCGAGCAGCGCAAGGUCACCGCAAGCGGGGCCCGUCGGCCAAGUCCUCCUUUUCCCAUGCCUGCCAACCGGGCGCCGAAUGUCCCAGGCAUCGCUGAGGUCGAAAUGUGGGCGGGGUAUGAGGAGUUCGGGGGCGCAUUCAGCGCUGGGGAGGAUUUGGAUGGUCGGAGCAUCAAUGUCGCCCGGCUAGAUCGACAAGCCGAGGUGUUGGGCAUCCUGGACCCAGAGGGCGUGGCGCAGCGUCUUGGGUACGGGGACGGCUCGCUGGAGGACGAGCUGCAAGAGAAGGACGCGGAGGAUGACUUCCUCGCGGAGCUUCUGCGUAACGCAGGGAUAUCGGACCCGACAGCGGAGGAUGUUCAAGCCGCAGGCAGCGAGAAACCUGCCCCGACAACCGAAUACUUCCCAUAUCCGAAUAAAAUGAUGUUUCUCCUCGACAUACUUGAUAAUUUGCCUCGUCUCCGCGUCUCCAACUCUCUCAUGCGGGUAUUUCUCUGGUUGCUGCGCCAAUCCGGGGCGCCGAAUGUCCCAUCCUUCGACGGCUUUCGACAGAUGCAGAAGAGGAUUCGGGCAGAGGCCGGAAUUCCUAGCGUUCCAUGUCUCUCUCCUCUUGGGAACGUGUUCUUCAUGAAUAGCCCACGCGCAAUUAUUCAACAAGACUGGGCCAAUCCAAAUAUUCGUAAAUUCAUCCAGCUUUAUCCUGAGCUUCCUGUCGAUGGAGUUGUCCGUGAAAUUUGGCAUGCCGAGAAGUGGCGCAAGGACAUGGACCUCGACAUGCUCAGUCCGAUCUUAAACCUUGAUGUUGCGGGUGAGGCGACAGUUAAUGAUUCGAAGACCGCUCUUGUCCGUGCGGCUGAUUUCCGGCUCAACUAUUUCGAUCUUCGGGAGCGCGGUGAAGUUCCAAGAUGGAGUGAUUCCACAAUCAGUGCUGGACAUCCUGCGCGCAUGCCAAAUCCAAUCCGUGAUAUCGCAGAUGGACAGCCAAUCUACUCAACGUUCGUUGACUUCUUUGGCGAUGAUGUGUCGGGAAAUCGGAGGAAGUCGUGGAACAAGCACUGGAAUUCGUACAUGACCCACCGAAAUCUUCCACGCAAACUGCUCAUGCAAGAGUUUCAUCUCCAUUUUAUCUCAACCUCGCCGCACGCCUCAAUAUCCGAGCAGUACCGCGUGUUCAAGACAUCCGUAGAGUAA